UAUAGGUUUUAUCAGUUUUAUGAGUUAGCUUUAUGUUUUAUGGUUGAUGAUAGUUAUUGAUGGCAAUGUGAUUUAAUUUCCCGCUAUUUUGUUUUAGGCAAUAAAUCAGUUAUCAAUAUGGAGUAUUGAACUAUUGAGUAUUCCGUUGUUGAUUGUUCCCGAAUUUAUUUAUUAAUUUAUCAUUCAAAWUUAUGAAAGCAUGAAUAUUGUAUGUGAUUUUCUAUGUGUAUUUUAUAUUUUUAUUGCAAUUUAAUUCAAUUAUUAUCAAAUUAAAUUCUUUUAAAAGAUGUCUCAAAACGAAACUAGCUAUAUGAGAACUGCUGAAGAUGUAAAAAAAGUUAUAGAGCACGCAAAACUUUCAGAAAACGAUCUUAAACCAAAUGUACAACCUAUUUAUUUUGGAGAGAAGUUUGAAAACUACAAACUGUUGGAGUUGGAUGAGCACAUUAUGGAAGAUCUCAAAUGUGGUCAAACUGUAGUAUUCAAAGGAGAUCAUAAUGAAACUGCUGUAUUGUGUACUGAGACUAAGACCUAUGAUGUUCAAGAAGCUGAGACAUCCAAUUCAAUUUUAUUACUUCCUGAAUUAACAUUUCCAGAUGAAGAGUUCAAUUACAAAGAUCUCAAAAGUAGAAAAGUAGUUGGUAUAUUCCAUAAAUACUUUGAAGUGAAACCUUGUAAACCACGUCUUACUAAAUUGAGAAAUUUACUGAUAAAGUGUAGUUAUAAAGGAUCAGAACUCGAAAAAGAAGUGUUGGCAUCCAGUAAAAUGUAUACAUUUGAAGAUUUAUCAGAUAAAAUUCAAGCUAGUGAUAAUGAACUAAAAGAUGCGCUUAAAGAAAUGGGUGCAUUCCAAAUUGAUGGUUAUUGGAGAAUAUUAGAUUUUGAAUAUGAAUGUAGAGCUGUAUCAUUUUUAUUAAAUUUAAUUGAUGAACAGUCAUGGUCUUAUAAUACUGUACCUAUGGAUGAAACUAUCAAUAUUCUUGGAGAAUUAUUGCCUCCAGUAAUAUUGCGACACAUUAUUGAUCAAUAUAGUACUUGGUGUGAAUCAUCAAAUUUAAGCCAUACACAUAGGUCAUUAAUUGAAGACAAAGUGUGUAGAUUUAUGGCUGUUGGACUUUUACGUCAUUGUGAAAAAUUUAAUUUAACUGAUUUUAAGACAGCCUGGCAAGGAAGUGUUCCGGAAGGAAUGAUUACUAAUUUGAAACAAUUGGAUGGUACAGUGCUUGUUGAUCAAUCCAGUCAUCCGCAGACAAUUUGUUAUUUCAACGAACAAGAUUUACCAGACAAUAUACGCCAAAGAUUUUUUAUAUUAUUUCAGGCCAGAGAUAAAUGGACAUUCAAUGAAAUACAACCAUUCCUUGAGAAAUUGUCUACUGAUAAAUUGAAUGUUAAUUCUCUGUUGGCUAAGUAUACCAGAGCUACUACUGAUGUGGAUGGAGUGCGGUUUUAUUGUUCAAGAUACAGCUCAAUGAUUUGAUCGGGUAAAAAGAAAUAAAGCAAUUAAUAUAUUACACAAACUGUACGAUAAAAAUAUCUUUUUUAAAUAGAUUUAUUGUUGCCAUGGUAACAUAAUGUUCAUAUGAAUUCUUCGGUGUCUUAAUAAAUUCAUUUUAAAAUUUCAGAUUGAUAUAGUAAUAACACAUAAUAUACAUGCAUUAAAUUUAACUUAUA
This is a messenger RNA of Diuraphis noxia (Russian wheat aphid), 1671 nucleotides long. RefSeq names its product sister chromatid cohesion protein DCC1. Lineage: Eukaryota; Metazoa; Arthropoda; Insecta; Hemiptera; Aphididae. The record is from RefSeq and is a predicted model, not a curated record. Gene Ontology annotation, cellular component: chromatin; Ctf18 RFC-like complex; chromosome, centromeric region. Gene Ontology annotation, biological process: mitotic sister chromatid cohesion; maintenance of mitotic sister chromatid cohesion.